AUGAUUACGCGACGAGUUGAAGUGUGUGAAGGAAGGAAAGGAAAAAAAGAAGGAAAUCUCGGUAGCUCUAAUGAUGAUGAUGAUGAUGAUGAUGAUGAGGGUGAUGAAGCUGCUAAUGAUGAUGAUGAUGAUGAUGGGAGAGUUUGCGGCCAGCCGCCAGCCAAUAACUAUGCUUGGGGGUGGAGAGAGCAGCGACGGUGUGGUGCGUGUGUGUGUGUUCGUCGAGUGGGCGUGGCUAGCAGCAGCGCGAUCGGGGUCAACGCGAUGAGAGAUAACACCAGAGAACGUAUAGUAUUCACCCCAGCACUCGCUACACGAAAGUACACGUGCACUCUUUGCAAAUAG
Molecule: messenger RNA, 345 nt
Organism: Necator americanus (New World hookworm)
Lineage: Eukaryota; Metazoa; Nematoda; Chromadorea; Rhabditida; Ancylostomatidae
Exons: 1
Coding region: 1-345 (114 amino acids)
Source: RefSeq, a predicted model, not a curated record